Messenger RNA from Homarus americanus (American lobster), 413 nucleotides. Its product is annotated as carbohydrate sulfotransferase 12-like. Gene Ontology annotation, molecular function: sulfotransferase activity. The transcript has 2 exons. NCBI's taxonomy places the organism in Eukaryota, Metazoa, Arthropoda, Malacostraca, Decapoda, Nephropidae. Gene Ontology annotation, cellular component: membrane. The record is from RefSeq and is a predicted model, not a curated record. The coding region runs from base 30 to 413 and encodes 127 amino acids.
UCAAUGCAAGUGCUGGAUGGACUGUCUUCAUGCAGGAUCAUGCUAAGGGUGACGAGGACCCUUGGGAGGCAGAGCAGCGGGAGAGGAGGACUGCCAUGCGAGAGGGAUGUGGUAAUGUGCCCUAUGACACUGCUUUGAAUGCAUUCUUCAACUCAAAAAGGAGAUCAAAAUUUAACCACUUAUUAGUAGACGACAUUCACCGGGCCAUGUAUUGCUACAUCCCUAAGGUCUCAAGCACCACCUUGAAGAGGCUAUGGAUGAAAAUGACGAGCUUCAUCAAUGUCGACUGGGAGAAGAAGAAAAUCUCGCCUCAUGUCUUCUUUCAGUCAGACGGGCAUUUAGGAAAAUACCAGGCAUGUACUAAACCUAAACUGCAUCUACACAGUAUCACACAAUCUUUAAACAUCGACUAA